Molecule: messenger RNA, 944 nt
Organism: Phragmites australis (common reed)
Lineage: Eukaryota; Viridiplantae; Streptophyta; Magnoliopsida; Poales; Poaceae
Product: ethylene-responsive transcription factor ERF071-like
Exons: 2
Coding region: 162-791 (209 amino acids)
Biological process (GO): regulation of DNA-templated transcription; ethylene-activated signaling pathway
Molecular function (GO): DNA-binding transcription factor activity; DNA binding
Source: RefSeq, a predicted model, not a curated record
CCUGUAUAAAUAUACCGUCGGCCGCCUCACACCGCCGAACCAAAUACUACGUCCGCAGAACGAAAACACACUCGCUGACUCUACUCCGGCACUCCCCUUGCUUCUUCUCCACUUCGGCUCCAUCUUUCCUGCCCCCUCCAAGAUACUCGAGGAGCCAAUCCAUGUGCGGCGGCGCAAUCAUCUUCGACUACGUCCCGGCGCGGCGCCGGGUGUCCCCCGCCGACUUCUGGCCCGACGAGGACGCCGACGCCGAGGACUCCCACGGCCCACGCACCCCCGAGAGAGCGCCGCGCGCGAAGCGGCAGCGGAAGAACCAGUACCGCGGCAUCCGGCAGCGGCCGUGGGGGAAGUGGGCGGCGGAGAUCCGCGACCCCGUCAAGGGCGUCCGCGUCUGGCUCGGCACCUACCCCACCGCCGAGGCCGCCGCGCGCGCCUACGACCGCGCGGCCAGGCGCAUCAGGGGCUCCAAAGCCAAGGUCAACUUCCCCAAUGACUCAGCGACGUCAUUGACGGCGCCUGCUCCCCCGGUCCCGGCCGUGCUCCCGCCACCCAAGGUGGAGACGCGGGCGGCGCUGUCCGACGAGAUGCAGGAGCUGUCCGAGGAGCUGAUGGCCUACGAGAACUACAUGAACUUCCUAGGCAUCCAAUACAUGGAGGGCGGGUGUAAUUCGGCCGCCCCUGCCACCGCCGCCGUCGCCGCCGAAGAGCCGCAGGUGCCGGCCGGCGCCGGACUGUGGAGCUUCGAGGACUAUAACCCGCCAUCUCUGGCGCUCUUUGCCCAGGAUAAUUAAUUGUGUGUUUAGUAACUUUUUGUGAAAGACUCGCAGGGACCAGUGUCGAGCUCUCUCGUCUUGUGUUUUGUUGAACACAUCCAUUGUUUAAUUUGUAAUUGUGCUUUGUAACUCGCAAGUUUAAUGUAUUUGCCGAGAAUUCACUUUCUUGGA